UUUGCUGGCGGGCGGGCCUAAUUCUAAUUGGAUCGGGCUUCUAAAAUCAAUCACUCGAUAGGUAUUAUUAAUAAACCCUAGCAUCAACUUUCGACCCUUCGUCUCCACUGGUAUCUGGCGCGAUUGAUACGCCUAAUAAUCUCUACCAUCGACUCGGGACUCUCCGACGGUUGCCUUCAUAGCUACUAAUAUCUGACGCGUGGUUUAAAUUUGAUCAAAACAGCUUGAUUUAAUAUGAGAAUGGAAGAAAAGCCGAUGAUUGGCCUUUCAUGGGAGCCAAAGUUGCCGGCUUUCUCAUCUUCAACCAAAGUUAAAACUAAAAGUAAUGAUCAACCGGAGGGCAGUGCACUUUGGAAAUCCAAUACAGAGCUUAUUGAUGGUCUAUUUGUGCCACCGAAUGAUCCUAUAAAGGUUAACAAGUUACUCAGAAGCCAAGCCAAAGAUUCAGCUGGAAAAGAUUGGUUUGAUAUGCCUGCCCCAACAAUGACACCAGAGUUGAAAAAAGAUCUCCAGCUACUUAAGUUGAGGAAUGCUCUUGAUCCGAAGAGGCACUAUAAGAAGGGUGAUUCAAAAACAAAAGCACUGCCCAAGUAUUUCCAGGUUGGCACAGUUAUAGAGUCGGCAACAGAUUUCUUCUCAGGUAGGCUAACGAAAAAGGAGAGGAAGGCAACCCUUGCAGAAGAGCUGCUUUCAGACCGUAACCUUGCAGCUUACAGGAAGCGUAAGGUUAGAGAGAUAGAAGAGCAAAGUCGGCCAGCUGGAAAUGAAAAGUGGAAGAUAAAGGGUCGACAAUCUAGGAAGAGAGCCAAAGAAAGAAGGCAUUAAUAAAACCAUUUUUAGAGAACUCGAAAAGUAAGGCACUGGUAUUUCUUGCUGACAUUUUGUGUCAAAGGUUAUACAAGAGCGAUAUUUGUACCAUCCGAGGAAAUUUUUCUUUAAUUGCUUUAAUUUUAUAUUUUUGUUUGUUUUUUA
This is a messenger RNA of Jatropha curcas, 972 nucleotides long. Its product is annotated as rRNA-processing protein fcf2. Gene Ontology annotation, molecular function: RNA binding. Gene Ontology annotation, biological process: RNA processing. Gene Ontology annotation, cellular component: nucleolus. The record is from RefSeq and is a predicted model, not a curated record. NCBI's taxonomy places the organism in Eukaryota, Viridiplantae, Streptophyta, Magnoliopsida, Malpighiales, Euphorbiaceae.